Molecule: messenger RNA, 801 nt
Organism: Aspergillus thermomutatus
Lineage: Eukaryota; Fungi; Ascomycota; Eurotiomycetes; Eurotiales; Aspergillaceae
Product: chorismate mutase ARO7
Exons: 3
Coding region: 1-801 (266 amino acids)
Biological process (GO): aromatic amino acid biosynthetic process; chorismate metabolic process
Cellular component (GO): cytoplasm
Molecular function (GO): chorismate mutase activity
Source: RefSeq, a predicted model, not a curated record
AUGGACGCGGCAAUUGAUCUUUCAGACGCUUCCAAAGCGUUGGAUCUGGCCAACAUCAGGUUCCAGUUGAUUCGUCUAGAGGAUACAAUCACCUUCCACCUGAUCGAGCGCGUUCAAUUCCCCCUCAACAAGACUAUCUACGUCCCCGGCGGGGUCAAGAUCCCAGGCAAUGAGAUCAGUUUAAUGGACUACCUGCUCCGAGAGCAGGAGCGCCUACAGUCCCGCGUUCGUCGCUACGAGUCCCCCGACGAAUACCCUUUCUUCCCCGACGCGCUCGAGAAGCCCAUCCUGCAACCCCUCCAGUAUCCCAAGAUCCUCCACGACAACGAUGUCAACGUCAACGAGACCAUCAAAAAGCGAUACAUCGAGAACAUCCUUCCCGCAGUGUGCGCCCACUUCGGACGCGAGGAUCGAGGAGAAGCAAAAGAGAACUACGGGUCAGCAGCGACGUGCGACGUCAGCGUGCUGCAGGCGCUUUCGCGUCGAAUUCACUUUGGCAAAUUCGUCGCGGAGGCCAAGUUCCAGAAGGAUCCGGAGUUGUUUGUCAGGUUGAUCAAGGCCAAUGAUCGGGCCGGAAUCGAUGCGGCCAUUACCGAUGCGAAGGUAGAAAAGAAGGUGCUGGAGAGGUUGGGUCUUAAGGCCAAGACCUACGGGACCGACCCUGCGUUUCCAACGGAGACAGGGUCGAAGAUCAAUGUGGAUGCGGUGGUUGCCAUGUACAAGGAAUACGUCAUUCCUCUGACCAAAGUGGUGGAAGUCGAGUACCUCAUGCAACGGCUGAAAGGCACUCAAUGGGAGUGA